ACUUCUGCACGUGGAAGGAAAGAAGGAAAACAACCUUGGAAGUUCUCAACUGUCGACCUCCUGCGAGGACGUUUGCCUCCUGCCCUAAGAGAAACGUUCCCUCUGGAGGCUUGGGCUGCAGGCGCCCUUUGUGGCCACUGAGUGCUCCGAUGCCCACGCCAGGCCGGCCUUCGGGUUGGCGGAGGCUGGGCGGGCUGCUGACCGCACUUGCGUUGCAUCGCAGGGAGCCGCGAAGGGUGAGCCAUGCACGAAGGCGUCCCCCGGCGCUCUGGGGGCCAGGAUGGGGCCCUAGGGAGAGUGGAGCCGUGGGUUGCGCGGGCCCGGCCUGCUAAGGACUCGAGGUCCAGGGAAUCCUCCAAGUCCCGCAAGUUCCGGAAAACACCCCAGCAUCUGAAACUACUUCCAAGGGCCUUGAUAAGAUUCGGCGGUUUCCGAAAAAGGAAAAAAGUCCAGCCCUCUGAUUCCGGAGAAGCGGAUGACAGUUUGGAGCAGCCCUGUGGCGUGGGCUGUGUACCCAGCCCCUGCUGUGAGUGGUGUAAUAACAUUCGCUGCUUCAUGGUUUUCCACUGCAUCCUGGUCAUCUGUCAAGGUGUGAUUUUAGGUCUUAUAGAUGUCAGCAUUGGCGAUUUUCAGAGGCAAUAUUAUGUGAAAACCAUUGAAAAUUUGGCAUUGGAGUGGAGUUAUGAUAUUUCAUCUGCCCUGGUAGCAAUAUUUAUAGCAUUCUAUGGAGACAGAAAAAAAGUAAUAUGCUUUGUAGUUUCCUCCUUUUUAAUAGGACUUGGAUCACUUUUAUGUGCUUUUCCAUCAUUUAGUGAAGAAAAUUAUCAAAGUAAGGUAGCAAUUGAAGAUAUUUGCAAAGAAACAAAGAUUGUCAGUGGUUGCCAGAGGCGUGCAUCAUUCCAGUCAAAAUACUUGUCUUUCUUCACCCUUGGGCAGACUGUGCAAGGAAUAGCAGCAAUACCUCUUUAUAUCCUUGGAGUAACCUUUAUUGAAGAAAGUGUUGCUACACACUCAGCUGGUACUUAUUUAGGUAUUGCAGAAUGUACCCAAAUCAUUGGAUAUGCUAUGGGUUAUGUGAUAGGAGCACCACUAGUUAAGGUCCGCGAGCAUAGUACUGUCAUAAAAAACACUACAAACAAUGAUGGUCCAGAAUGGAUACAGACUUGGUGGAUUAGUUUUCUUUAUACUGCUCUUGUUGCAUGGUGUAUAUCAAUACCAUUGUCGUGCUUUCCAAACAAUAUGCCAGGUUCAACACAGAUAAAAGCUGGGAAACGUGAACAGCUUCAUUUGUUUGACAGAAAAUAUAAAGAUCUGGAACUUGGAAUUAGUAUCAAGGAUUUAUUUGCUGGCCUUUGGAUUCUGAUGAAGAAUCCAGUGCUCAUAUGCUUAGCUCUAUUGAAAGCUGCAGAAUCUUUGUUUAUGAUUGGAGCUUCUGAAUUUUUGCCUAUAUAUUUAGAAAAUCAGUUUAUAUUAACACCCACUAUGGCAACUGCACUUGCAGUACCUGUUUUACUUCUAGGAGGUGCACUUGGCCAUCUUCUGGGAGGUGUCAUUGUUUCCACAUUAGAAAUGUCUUAUAAAGCCCUUAUGAAAUUUAUAAUUGUUACAUCUGCAAUAUCACUUAUACUGCUUAUGUUUAUUAUUUCUGUACGCUGUAAUCCAGUGCAGUUUGCUGGGAUCAAUGAAGAUUAUGAUGGAACAGGGCAGUUGGGAAACCUCACAGCUCCUUGCAAUGAAAAAUGUAGAUGCUCAUCUUCAGUGUAUUCUUCUAUAUGUGGAAGAGAUAAUAUUGAAUAUUUUUCCCCCUGCUUUGCAGGCUGUACAUAUUCUAAAACACUAAACCAAAAAAAGACUUACUACAAUUGUUCUUGCAUUAAAGAGGGGUUAACAACUGAAGAUGGUGAAGGGGAUUUCAUUGAUGCCAGGCCUGGGAAAUGUGAUGCAAAGUGCUACAAAGUAUCUUUGUUCAUUGCUUUUAUUUUCUCUACACUUGUAUAUUCUUCUUUUUGUAGUAUACCAAUUACCUUGGCCAUCAUGAGGGUUGUACCUGAAACACUGCGUUCUCUGGCCUUGGGUGUAAGCUAUGUGAUUUUCAGAAUAUUUGCGACUAUUCCUGGACCAUUACUCUUUAAAACAUCAAGAGAAAGUUCUUGUAUUUUUCGAGACACUAAUAAAUGUGGACGCACAGGGCAAUGUUGGAUAUAUAACCCGACAAAAAUGGCUUACCUACUGGUAGGAAUAUGUUUUCUUUGCAAACUAUGCACUCUCAUCUUCACUACUAUUGCAUUUUUCAUAUACAAACAUCCUGAAAAGGACAGCACUGACAUCCCAGAUAUAACUGUGAAGAAUCCAAAAGCUGAGAAAAGAAAAACUGACUUGUAACUGGAUCAUCAUUUUGAUUGCAAAUCAUUUGAGGAUCAGAAUGUGAAAAUGAGUUUCUCUUUUAAAGAUUCUGUAAGAUUUGUUGCUGUGCCCAACUUUCAGAAGAGGAAAAUCACACAUGAUCUUUACAUAAGUAGCUUAAAUAUAUUUAUAAUGGUCUAUAUUUACAUAAUAAAGUGCCCCGUUGUGAAACAUUUCUGAUAAUGUUUUUAAUGUAUGUAGAUUUUUUAGAAUUUACUGGGAGAAUUAAAUUUUAAUAAUUUUAGAUUAUUUACAUAUCUUCUUAAUAUUCUGCUGUAGAAUAUUAUCUUAAAAAUUAUAGAACUAAAAAAUAAAGUAAAAUAAUAACAUUCAGAGCCACUUUGAACAUGCUUCUAAGGUGUGUUUGUGGUGUGUGUGUGUGGGGUUGAAUAGAUAUAUUAUUACCUGUUUAUGUUACUCUUGCUUUCUUUUUUUCAGAAAAUAAAUCAGUGAAGGUAUAAUAAAAAUUAAAUAAAAAAAUUAAAUAUUGGGAAGUACUGUUAAGACUUUAAAUAUAGAUUUUUGCUAUAAAAGAAUAUGUGUUGCUGUAUCACAAACUAAUUCAUCGAGGAUUGACAAAAAGGGAAAUAACGUAAAUAUAAUUCAGAAGUUCUAUUGGUUAAUUCCAAUUUAAUAUCUCUUUAAAUAAUCAGGGGAAGUUUUUCACUUUUACAGAGAAGAACUUAGCAAUAAAUAAAAUCUUAAAAACUGCUAAAAAUCCCACAGAAGUGCCUUUCUUUGGAGUCAGUUUUGAAUAAUUUAAUGCCACCAAGAAUCACUAUACUUUUGAGAAUUUUAAUAUACCUGAGGAUACUACAUGUGCAGGUAAAGAAGGUGCAAAGAUACUUCUAAAUAUUGGGAUUUUAACUUUGAUGAAGCUGAUCUCUUUUGGAGUUUGUAUCUUCAAGGACCUACAUUUUAAAGGAAGAUGGCGAGCCCCAGCAUUUAAUCCUACAAAGGACUGAGUAUAGUGGUGGGUAAAAAAAAUGCUAGUGGAAGUUUAACUGCUAAGAUGUGUUAAGAUUCUGAUUGUUUUUGUUAGAGCUCUGGUUACAAAGUUGAAUAUUUUUGAGUGGUUUACCUCUACAAUAUUUUCUCCAUAAGCCUGCUUAGUCCUGAUGCUUAAUUUUGCCUAAAGGGACACUGUAAAGGAAUGUCUACAAAAUAUUAGAGUGAAAAUGAUCAUAUUUUAAAAUAGAUGAUAAUUUACAUGUGCUCUUCAAGUUGCACUUGUUCUGAAGUCUUGAAAUGAUUGCUAUGAAAAUCUGAGUUUCUUAGUCUUUUUCUUUACUGGAUUCUUUUUUUUUUUAACAUCAGAUUGAAAUUUUACUGCUUAUCACAUCUAGCAGUCUAAUGCUAAAUGUUGUCUAGAAAUGCAAUAUGUACCAAGGAAAGUGUCAAUUUGGGAAUUAUUAAUGGCAUACUUCUCAGUUUUCAGCACUAUAAAGAGUUUACUCCCAUUUUUUAUUUUGUUAUUUCAGUCUGUUAGAUGCAGAGAAGUAAAGAUGUGUUCAAUUUAAUAUUUUUAAUGGCACUCCUUUUAUCUUUAACAUUGUCUAAUAUAAUAUUUUAAUGAGUAUUAUUAUAGCACAAUAUUGGGUUUUCAAACUUUAAUGUGAAACUACUUUCUGAGGGUCUAAAUAUCUGGUAUUAAAAGUGCUAGUGAUGAAUUUAUUAAUCUAUUGUUUACUCUUGACAUAGGAGGUUUCCACUAGCUAUAAAUAUUAAUUGUAGUUCUUCCCUAUUGAUUAUAUGCAUAUAUUUAUAUACAUAUAUAAUUUUCUUCAUCCAGUUUACUGUUGAUGGGCAUUUAGGUUGAUUUUAGAGCUUUGUUAUUGUGAAUAGGGCUGCAAUGCACAUCUCUGUCCAUGUGUUGUUAUGGCAGGAUGAAUUUUAUUCUUUUGGGUAUAUACCCAAAGGGCAUCACUGGGGCAAAUGGCAAUUCUGUUUGAAGUUCUUUGGGAAAUUGCCACAUUGCUUUUGACAGUGGCAGAACUAAUUUACAUUCCUAUCAGCAGUGUAUAAGCAUUCACAUUUGUUCACAAACUUGUUGGCAUCUAUUAUUUUUGGCCUUUUUAUAAUAGCUAUUCUGACUGGUGUAAGGUGGUAUCUCAUUGUAGUUUUGAUUUGCAUUUCUCUAAUUAGAAUGGUGUGAAAUUUUGUACUGUAAGUCUAAUUAAACCUCUUUUUCUCCCCAGUCUCAGAUAAGUCUUUAUCAGCAGUGUGAAAACAGACUAAGACAGUAAAUUAGUACCAGGAAUGGGGUGGUGUUGAAAAGAUACCCCAAAAUGUGGAAGGGACUUUGGGUAACAGGUACAGGUUGGAACAGUUUGGGGGGCUCAGAAGAAGACAGGAAAAUGUGGAAAAGUUUGGAACUUCCUAGAAACUUGUUGAAUGGUUUUGCCCAAAAUGCUGAUAGUGAUAUAGAGAAUAACAUCCAGGCUGAGGUGAGGAACUUUUUAGGACCUGGAGCAUGGUGACUCUUGCUAUGUUUUAGCAAAGAGACUUGUGGCAUUUUUCCCCUACCCUAAAGGUUGAUUUUUUGGAACUUUGAACUUGAGAGACAUGAUAUAGGGUAUCUGGUGGAAGAAAUGUCUAAGCAGCAAAGCAUUCAAGAGGUGACUUGGGUGCUGUUAAAGGCAUUUACUUUCAUAAGGCAAGCAUAAAACAAAAGUUCAAAAAAUUUCCAGCCUUACAAUAUGACAGAAAAUAAAAACUCAUUUUCUGAGAAGAUAUUCAAGCCAGCUGCAAAAAUUUGCAUAAAUGAUAAGGAGCUGAAUACUAAUCCCCAAGACAAUUAGGAAAAUGUCUCCAGGGUAUGUCAGAGAUAUUCACAGAAAACACUCUCAUCACAGGCCUGGAGCCUAGGAGAAAAUGGUUUCACAGGCCUGGCCCAGAGUCCCUGUGCUUUUGCAGUCUAGCAAAUUGGUGCCUUGUGUCCCAGACACUCCAGCCAUGACUAAAAGGUCCAAGGUACAGGUUGGGCUACUGCUUCUGAGGCUAGAAGCUCCAUGCCUUGGUAGCUUCCACAUGGCAUUGAGCCUGUGAGUGCACAGAAGUCAAGGACUCGGGUUUGGGAAACUCUGCCUAGAUUUCAGAAGAUGUGUGGAAAUACCUGGAUGCCAAAGCAAAAUUUUGGCAGGGGUGGGCCCUCAUGGAAAACCUCUGCUUGGGCAGUGUGGAAGGGAAAUAUGGAGUCAGAGCCCCCACACAGAGUUCCUACUGGGGUACCACCUAGUGAAGCUGUGAGAAGAGGGCCACUGUCCUCAAGAUCCCAGAAUCGUAGAUCCACUGACAGCUUGCACAGUGUUUCUUGAAAAUCCACAAACAUCAAUGCCAGCCCAUGAAUGCAGCAAGGCAGGUGACUAUAUCCUGCAAAGCCACAGGGCCAGAGUUGCCCAAGACCAUGGGAAUCCAACUCUUGUAUCAGUGUGACCUGGAUGUGAGACCUUGAAUCAAAGGAGAUUAUUUUGGAGCUUUAAAAUUUGACUGCUCCACUGGAUUUUGAACAUGCAUGGGCCCUGUAACCCCUUUGUUUUGGCCAAUUUUUCCCCUUUGGGACCACUGUAUUUACCCAAUACCUAUACCCAUAUUGUAUCUAGGAAAUAACUAGCUUGCCUUUGAUUUUUCAGGUUCAUAGGUGAAAAAGACUUGCCUUGUCCUAGAUGAGACUUUGGACUAUGGACUUUAGGGUUCAUGCUGAAAACAGUUAAGACUUUGGGGGACUGUUGGGAAGGCAUGAUUGGUUUUGAAAUGUGAGGACAUGAGAUUUGGGAGAGGUUGGGAAUGGGAUGAUAUGGUUUGGCUAUGUCCCUACCCAAAUAUUAUCUUGAAUUGAAGCCAGGCAGCCAAGUGGUCUAGCUCAGCAGUUUCCACCUUCAUAGACCGCAGCAAUCUAAGAUCCACUAGUAUGAAAUUCUUACUGCCAACACAGUAGUCUGAAGUCAACCUGGGACAGUUGAGCUUGGUGAGGGGAGGGGCAUCUGCCAUUACCAAGCCCUGGGUAGGUGCUUUUCCCCUCAAAGUGUAAAGAAAACCAGUGGGAAGUUUGAACUGGGCAGAGGCCACAGUCGCUUGGCAAAGCCCCUGUAGCCAGACCACAUCCCUAGAUUUCCCCUGUCUGAGCAGGACAUCUUUGAAAGAAAGGUAGCAGGCCCCAUCAGGGGCUUAUAGAUAAAACUACCAUCUUCCUGGGUAAGAGCACCUGGGGGAGGGGGCAGCUGUAAACACAGCUUCAACAGACGUAAAUAUUUCUACCUGCCAGUUUUGAAGAAAGCAGCAGAUCUCCCAGAACAGCACUCAAGCUCUGAUAAGAAACAGACUGUUUCCUCAAGUGUGGGUCCCUGACCUCUGUGCCACCUUACAGGGAGAAAUCUGCCAGCAGGGGUUGACAAACACCUCAUACAGGAGAAUUCCAGCUGGCAUCUGGUGAGUGCCCCUCUGGGACAAUGCUUCCAGAGGAAGGAACAGGCAGCAAUCUUUAUUUCUGCAGCCUCUGCUGGUAAUUCCCAGGCAAACAGGGUCUAGAGUGAACCUCCAACAAAUUCCAGCAGACCUGCAGCAGAGGGGCCUUAACAAACAGAAAGGAACAACAUCAACAUAAAAAAAAAAAAAAAAAAAAAGGACAUCAACACAGAAAACCCAUUGAAAGGUUGCCAACAUCAAAGAAAAGGGUAGAUAAAAUCUACAAACAUGAGGAAAAACAAAGGCAAAAAGGCUGAAAAUUCCAAAAAACAAAUUGCCUCUUCUCCUCUAAAAGAUCACAACUCCUCACCAGCAAAAGAGCAAAACUGGAUGGAGAAUGAGUUUGAAAAAUUGACAGAGGUAGGCUUCAGAGGGUGGUAAUAACAAACUCCUUUGAGCUAAAGGAGCAUUUUUAACCCAAUGCAAGAAACCUAAGAACAUUGAAAAAAAGGUUAGAGAAAUUGCUAACUAGAAUAAUAAGUUUAGAGAAGAACAUAAAUGACCGGAUGGAGCUGAAAACACAGCACAAGAACUUUAUGAAGCAUAUGCAAGUAUCAAUAGCCAAAUUGAUCAACUGGAAGAAAGGAUAUAGGAGAUUGAAGAUCAAUUUAAUGAAAAAAAGUGUGAAGACAAUAUUAGAGAAAAAAAGAAUGAAAGGAAUGAACAAAGCCUUCAAGAAAUAUGAAACUAUGUUAAAAGACCAAACCUAUGUUUGGUGUACCAGAAAGUGAUGGGAAGAAUGGAACUAAGUUGAAAAAUGAUCUUCAGAAUAUUAUCCAGGAGAACUUCCCCAACCUAGCAAGACAGAACAAUAUUCAAAUACAGGAAAUACAGAGAACACCACAAAAACACUUUUUGAGAAGAGCAACCCCAAGACACAUAAGUGCCAGAUUCGCCAAGAUUGAAAUGAAAGAAAAAAUGUUAAGCGCAGUCAGAAAGAAAUAUCAGGUUACCCACAAAGGGAAGCUCAUCAUACUAACAGCAGAUCUCUCUGCAGAAACCCUACAAGUCAGAAGAGAGUGGGAGCCAAUAUUCCACAAUCUUAAGGAAAAGCAUUUUCAAGUCAGAAUUUCAUAUCCUGCCAAACUAAACUUCAUAAGAGAAGGAGAAAUAAAAUCCUGUACACACAAGCAAAUGCUGAGAGAUUUUGAUCACCACCAGGCCUGCUUUAUGAGAGUUCCUAAAGGAAGCACUAAAUAUGGGUUGGAAAAACUGGUACCAGCCACUGCAAAAGCAUACCAAAUUGUAAAGACCAUUGCCACUAUAAAUAAACUACAACAACUAAUAAGUUAAAUAACUAGCUAGCAUUGUAAUGACAGGAUCAAAUUCACACAUAACAAUAUUGACCUUAAAUGUAAUGGGGAUAAGUGCCCCAAUUAAAAGACACAGACUGGCAAAUUAGAUAGUCAAGACCCAUUGGUAUGCCGUAUUCAGGAGACCGAUCUCACAUGCAAAGUCACAUAUAGGUUCAAAAUAAAAGGAUAGAGAAAUAUUUACCAAGCAAAUGAAAAAAAAAAAUCAGGAGUUGAAAUCCCAGUCUCUGAUAAAACAGACUUUAAACCAACAAAGAUCAAAAGAGACAAAGAAGGGCCUUACAUAUUGGUAAAGGGAUCAAUGCAAUAAGAAGAGCUAAUCAUCCUAAAUGUAUAUUCACCCAAUACACAAGCACCUAGAUACAUAAAGAAAGUUCUUAGAGACCUGCAAAGAGACAUAGACUCCAACACAAUAAUAGUGGGAGACUUUAACACCCCACUGUCAAUAUUAGACAGAAGAACAAGACAGAAAAUUAACAGUGAUAUCCAAGACAUGAACUAGGAUCUGGACCAAGCAGACCUAAUAGACAACUACAGAACUCCUAACCCCAAAUAAACAGAAUAUACAUUCUUCUCAGUACCACAUCACUCUUAUUCUAAAAUUAAUAACAUAAUUGGAAGUAAAAUACUUCUCAGCAAAUGCAUAAAACAGAAAUUAUAACAAACUGUUUCCCAGAACACAGGGCAAACAAAUUAGAAUGCAGGAUUAAGAAACUCACUUAAAAUCACACAACUACAUGGAAACUGAGCCACCUGCUCCUGAAUGACUUAUGGGUAAAUAACAAAAUUAAGGCAGAAAUAAAUAAAUUAUUUGAAACCAAUGAGAAUCAAGAUGCAGCAUACCAGAAUCUGUGGGACAGAUAAGGCAGUAUUUAGAUGGAAAUUUAUAGCCCACAGGAGAAAGCAGGAAAGAUCUAAAAUCGACACCCUAACAUCAAAAUUAAAAGAACUAGAGAAGCAAGAGAAAACAAAUCCAAAAGCUAGCAGAAGACAAGAAAUAACCAAGAUCAGAGCAGAACUGAAUGAGGUAGAGACACACACACACACAAAAACCUUCAAAAAAUCAAUAAAUCCAGGAGCUAGUUUUUUUUUUUAAGAUUAACAAAAUAGGUAGACCACUAGCCAAACUAAUAAAGAAGAAAAGAGAGAGGAAUUAAAUAGACACAAUAAAAAAUAAUAAAGGGGAUAUCACCACUGAUUUCAUAGAAAUACAACUACUAUCAGAGUAUACUAUAUGCCAAUAAACGAAAAAAUCUAAAAGAAGUGGAUAAACUCCUGGACACAUACACCCUCAUGCUAAGUCAGGAAGAAGCUGAAUUCCAGAAUAGACCUGUAACAAGUUCUUAAAUUGAAGCAGUAAUAACUAGCCUAAUGACCAAAAUAAAAAGCCCAGGACCAGAUGAAUUCACAGCCAAACAACUGAAUUCUACCAGAGAUAUAAAGAGAAGCUGGUACCAUUCCUUCUGAAACUAUUCCAAACAAUAGAAAAGAAAAGAGACCUCCCUUACUCAUUUUAUGAGGCCAGCAUCCUGAUAACAAAACGUGUCAGAGACACACACACAAAAUUUCAGGCCAAUAACUCUGAUGACUGUUGAUGUGAAAGUCCUCAAUAAAAUACUGGCAAACAGAAUCCAGCAGCACAUCAGAAAGUGUAUCCACCAUGAUCAAGUUGCCUUCAUCCCUGAGAUGCGAUGCUAGUUCAAUAUAGUAAAUCAAUACAUGUAAUUCAUCACAUAAACAGAAACAAUAACAAAAACCACAUGAUUAUCUCAACAGAUGCAGAAAAGCCCUUCAAUAAAGUUCGACAUCCCUUUAUGCUAAACACACUCAAUAAACUAGAUAUUGAGGAAACAUAUCUCAAAAUAGUAAGAGCUAUUUAUGACAAACCCAUAGUCAAUAUCAUACUGAAUAAGCAAAGGUUGGAAGUAUUCCCUUUGAAAACUGGCACAAGGCAAGGAUGCCCUCUCUCACCACUCCUAGUUAACAGUAUUGGAAGUCCUGGCCAGGGCAAUCAGGCAAGAGAAAGAAAUAAAUGGUAUUCAAAUAGGAAGAGAGAACAUCAAAUUGUCUCUUGUUUGCAAAUGACAGAAUUGUAUUCUAUAUUUGGAAAACCCCAUCAUCUCAGCCCAGAAUCUCCUUAAGCUGAUAAACAACUUCAGCAAUUUCUCAGGAUACAAAAUCAAUGUGCAAAAAAUCACAAGCAUUUCUAUACACCAAUAAUUGACAAACAUAGAGCCAAAUCAUAAGUGAACUCUCUUUCACUGUUGCUAGAAAUACCCAGAAAUACAACUUAGAAGGGAUGUGAAAAACCUCUUCAAGGAUAACUACAAACCACUGCUCAAGAAAUUAAGAAAGGACACAAACAAAUGGAAAAACAUUCUAUCCUCAUGAAUAGGAAGAAUCAGUAUUGUGAAAAUGGCCACACUGCCCAAGUAAUUUACAGAUUAAAUGCUCUCCCCAUCAAGCUACCAUUGACAACACAGAAUUAGAAAAACUACUUUAAAUUUUAUAUGGAACCAAAAAAGAGCCUGUAUAGCCAAGACAAUCCUAAGCAAAAAGAAGAAAACUGGAGAUAUCACACUACCUAACUUUAAACUAUACUAGAAGGCUACAGUAACAAAAAGAACAUGGUACUGGUAACAAAACAGAUAUAUAGACCAAUGGAACAGAACAGAGGCCUCAGAAAUAAGGCCAAACAUCUACAACCACCUGAUCUUUGACAAACCUAACAAAAACAAGCAAUGGGGAAAGAAUUCCGUGUUUAAUAAAUGGUGUUGGGGAAACUGGCUAGCCAUAUACAGAAAAGAGAAACUGGACCCCUUCCUUAUGCCUUAAUACAAAAAUUAACUCAGAUGGACUAAAGAUUUAAACAUAAGAUCUAAAACCAUGAAAACCCUAGAAGAAACCAUUUAGGACAUAGGCAUGGGCAAAAACUUCUUGAUUAAAAUAUCAAAAGCAAGGGCAACAAAAGCCAAAAUUAAGAAAUGGGAUCUAGUUAAUCUAAAGAGCUUCUGCUCUCUUGGGGAGAGAGCCAAGAUGGCUGGUUGCUAACAGCUUGGGAUUGUGAGCAGAAAAUGAGAGGACACCACACUUUCAGAUGAAUUUUGUUGCUCAUGGACCAGAAGAUUCCCAGCGGAGGAGCCCCACGGGUUGCCAGCAUGACUCUUAUGGCUGGCACAGCAGUUUUGCAGGUGCCUCGGCACGGCGGCUCUUGGUGCAGAGUAAGCGGGACUGGAUCCCCUUCUGACUGACAUUUGGAGCUCCAGGAAGGCAGAGUCACCUAUUACGGAUUCAAGAAGGAAGCUAUACUGAGGAUUCCUGGGCAGAAGAACACCAUCAGUCUUAACACCGCUGUUUUGGCUGGUGCAGUGGGUUGCUCGGAUUCCAGCACUGGGAAUCAAUAAACUGGGCAUCCACUCAGAAACCCAACUAGAAAGGCAGUAAUCGUAAAGACGACAGAUGGAUAAAUUUAUAACAAAGGGAAGAAACCAGCCUAAAAAGGCUGAGAAUACCCAAAAUCAGAACGCCUUUCCAUCUACAGGGGAUUACAGUUCCUCAUCAGCAACGGAACGAGGCCUGAUGGACAAGGACUGUGUGCCAUUAACAGAAGUAGGCUUCAGAAGGUGGAUGAUAAGAAACUUCUGGGAGUUAAAAGAACUUGUUCUAACCCAAUGCAAAGAAAGUAAGAACUUUGAAAAAAGGUUUGACAAAAUGUUAAUAAUUAUAGACAAUAUAGAGAGGAAUAUAAAUGAAUUAAUGGAGUUGAAAAACACGAGAACUUUGUGAAAUAUGCACAAGUUUUAAUAGCCGACUUGAUCAAGCAUAAGAAAGGAUAUCAGAGGUUGAAGUUCAACUUAAUGAAAUAAAAGGAGAAGACAAGAAUAGAGAAAAAAGGAUAAAAAGGAAUGAGGAAAGUCUCCAAGAAAUAUGAGACUAUGUGAAAAGACCUAAUUUACGUUUGAUAGGUGUACCUGAAUACGACAAAGAGAAUGAAUCCAAGUUGGAAAAUACUCUUCAGGAUAUUAUUCGGGAAAACUUUCCCAACCUAUCAAGGCAGGACAAUACUCAACUCCGGGUAAUACAGAGAACACCACAAAGAUACUUCUCAAGAAGAGCAACCCCAAGGCACAUAAUCGUUAGAUUCACCAGGGUUGAAAUGAAGGAGAAAAUACUAAGGGCAGCCAGAGAGAAAAGUCAGGUUACUUACAAAGGGAAGCCUAUCAGACUUACAGCAGAUCUCUCAGCAGAAACCCUACAAGCCAGAAGAGAGUGGGGGCCAAUAUUCAAUAUCCUUAAAUAAAAUAACUUUCAUCCCAGAAUUUCAUAUCCAGCCAAACUAAACUUCACAACUGAAGGAAAAAUAAAAUCUUUUAUGAAGAAGCAAGUACUCAGAGAUUUUAUUACCACCAGGCCUGCUUUACAAGAGCUUCUGAAAGAAGCAUUACACAUAGAAAGGAACAACCAGUAUUAACCUUUCUAAAAAUAUACCAAAAAGUAAAGAGCAUCAACAUAAUGAAGAAUUUACAUCAAUGAAUGGACAAAAUAGCCAGUUAACAUCAAAUGGCAGUAAUCCUAAAUUUAAAUUGACUAAAUCCCCCAAUCAAAAGACACAGUCAAAACCCAACGGUAUGCUACAUCCAAACCCAUUUCACAUGCAAGGAUACACAAAGACUUAAAACAAAGGGAUGGAGAAACAUUUACCAUCCAAAUGGAGAGCAAAAAUAAAAUAAAUAAAUAAAAAGCAGGAGUUGCAAUUCUUGCCUCUGAUAAGAUAGAUUUUAAAGCAACAAAGAUAUAGUGGUAAAAGCAUCAAUGUGACAAGAAGAGCUAACAAUCCUAACACCCAGAUACAUAAGACCUAUAAAGAGACUUAGACUCCCUAGACUCCCACACAAUAAUGGUGGGAGACUUCAACAUCAAUAUUGGAUAGAUCAACGAGACAGAAGAUUGAUGGGGAUGUCCAGGACUUGAACUCAGAUCCGGAACAAGUAAACUUAAUAAACAUUUAUAGAGCUCUCAACUUUAAAUACAUAAGGUGUACAUUCUUGUCAGUGCCACAUUGCACCUACUCAUAGGUUUAAAUGAAUUAUUGAUCGGCCAUUACUAAGCAUGAUUAUUGGCAUAAAAGAGGUUUUUAAUACCCAUUUUUAGAAUAAAGCAGCAUUCCGGUUCUCUCUCCCUCUUUUUCUUCCUCUUUCUUCCUCUCCUUUUCUUUUUUUUUUCUUUCUUUCCUUCUCUUCCUUCUAAAGAAAAAAAAAAAAAGAGCUUCUGCACAGCAAAAGAAACUAUCACCAGAGUGAAUAGGCAACCUACAGGCUGGGAGAACAUUUUUGCCAUCUAUCCAUCUGACAAAGGGCUAACUAAUAUCCAGAAUCUACAAAAAACUUAAAUUCACAAGAAAAAAAAACCAUCAAAAAGUAUGUGAAGGAUUUGAACAGACACUUCUCAAAAGUGGCCAACAAACAUAUGAGAAAAGGCUCAUAAUCACUGGUCAUUAGAGAAAUGCAGAUCAAAGCCACAAUGAGAUACUAUCUCAAACCAGUUAAAAUGGUGAUCAUAAGUGAACUCUCAUUCACAAUUGCUACAAAUAUAAUAAAAUAUCCAAGAAAACAACUUACAAGGGAUGUGAAGAACCUCUUCAAGGAUAACUACAAACCAAGAAAUUCAGAAGACUCAAACAAAUGGAGAAACAUUCCAUCCUUAUGAAUAGGAAGAAUCAAUAUUGUGAAAAUGGCCACAUUGCCCAAGUAAUUUACAGAGUCAAUGCUAUCCCCAUCAAGCUACCACUGACUUCACAGAAUUAGACAUACUGAUGAAAUAGAAUGCUUUUGCAUUGUUGGUGGGAGUGUAAGUUAGUUCAACCAUUGUGGAAGAUAGUAUGGUGAAUCCUCAAGGAUCUAGAACCAGAAAUACCAUUUGACCAAGCCAUCCUAUUACUGAGUGUAUACCCAAAGGAUUAUGAAUUAUUCUACUAUAAAGACACAUCACAUGCACCUGUAUAUUUAUUGUAGCACUAUUCACAAAGACUUGGACCCAGCCCAAAUGUCUAUCAAUAAUAGACUGCAUAAAGAAAAUGUGACACAUAUACAUUAUGGAAUACCAUGCAGCCAUAAAAAAGGAUGAGUUUAUGUUUUUGCAGGGACACGGAUGAAGUUGGAAACCAUAAUUCUUAGCAAACUAACACAAGAACAGAAAAACAAACACCACAUCUUCUCACUCAUAAGUUGGAGUUGAACAAAAAUCCCCUUACCAAAUCUGUUAAGUGCAUAGUAAAUGCCCUUAUUUAGGUACCUAAAAGUAAUGUUUUUGUCUCUAAUGAAUAGCUUGCUCCAAGGUACCAUUUCUUAAAUUUUACUCACACAAGACUGUUCUUAAUGUUUGAACAAUGAAUAUAGUGCUACUCCAAGUUAAUCUCUUCACUGUCUGAAAAUGCAGAAGUUUUCAGGGUUAAACAGUUUCCUAGAAGCUUAGGGAAAACUCACUGCCUAGGCAAUCUCUGCCUUGUGAAUGCCUGUAUAAACUUUAGAGGCUGUGCUGAUACCAUGCAGCUCUGUUCCUGAGGCCCGUCCUGACAGCUCUCAGCUUACAGACCUUGUGGACAGGAGUCACACUCAUUGUGAUCAUCUAGGAGAGGUCAGCAAUUAUGGUAUCAGGAUGUGGAGUAAGUGUUGCUUUAUGCUUUCUUCUUGAUGGAGCAGUAAGGAAAGUUCAUGCAUUUGUUUGUCUGCCUGUCCGGUCAUCAAAUCCUGAGUGUGUCCUAGUGAAAGUCAUUGGUUAGUUACUAAGGACAUAAAGGCCAAUAUACCCUGGACUCUGCCCUCAAGAAGCUGGAGAUCCAGGAGAGGGGACAGGGAGAUAAACAAGUAAAAGUGUUACUGUACUUUGACAGGUGUGUGUCUAGGGUGCCAUGUAAUCAUUGAAAGGAAGCACCUGGUUCAACAUUGGGUGAAGUGGUUUAAGAAAGGCCUGAGAGAGGAAGCCUAAGAGUUGUAGCAUUUCUGGAAGAGGAAAUCCAGCAAACAGAGGCAUGGAAGUGUAAGAUGGCCCAGGCUGUUGGGCACUGUGAGCCAUGCAGCACAGCUGGAGCAAGGCCAUAAGGAGACAUGGCUCCCAGGUGUUUGAAUGCUAACUUUUAAAAUUUUUUAGAUACAUGUUCUUGCUCUAUCGCCCAGGAUAGGGUGCACUGAUUUGAUGAUAGCUCACCAUACCCUCAAACUCCUGAGCUAAAGGGAUCUUCCCACCUCAGCCUCUUGAGUAGCUGGGAGUACAGACAGGUGCCAUCAUGCCUAUUUAAAACAAUUUGUUUGAAAUAGGGUCUCACUAUGUUGCCCAGGCUGGUCUCAGAUUCUUGGCCUCAAGUGAUCCUCUCACCUCAGCCUCCCAAGCAGUUGGAAUUAUAGGUGAACCUGUAGUUACAGGUCCACACUGCCCACCUCUAACAUUCUUAAGACAGCAAACAUAGGCAUUCUGGUUAGUUUUAUUCUGCUGGCUUUCAGAAAAGGUAGGUCUGAACUAUCAUCUCAUUAGCAAUACAAUUUAUUUUGAAUCCAGUACUGUGAAAGGCAAACCUACCUUUAAAAUUUAUGAUAGAGCCAUAUUGCUCACGAAGUUUCAAUCUUUUGAUUAUAUCAUCACUAAGAUAGCCCUCCACUAUUUUACAAGCUUAAAGAUUUUUUAGUUUGGCAUGAAUAAUCAACAAACUCCAAAGCAAAUGGCUAGGUUAAAUUCUGAAUCUACAGAUGAAAACAUCACAUCUUGACCUUAUCAUUUGCCUGAACAUAGUUUAGUAUAAGGACCAUUAUGGGCUUUUCUUGUUCUUUUUGGGUUGAAGUCAUGCUCUGUUACCCAGGUUGGAGUGCAGAAGCGUGAUCUUGGCUCACUGCAGCCUCUAUCUCCCAGGUUUAAGUGAUUCUCCUGCCUCAGCCCCCCAAGUAGCUGGGACUAUAGGCAAGAUCCACCACACCUGGCUAAUUUUUUUUUAUUUUUAUUUUUAGUAGAGAUGGGGUUUCACCAUGCUGACCAGGCUGGUCUUACUUUGUUUUCCAGAUUGAAAAGAUUACACCAAGUCUCACUGUGAUGUGCAGUACUAUGAAUGCCUCUUAGCAGUCAGGGUGUGUGCAUGCAGUGGAGUCUUGCCCUUCCUAAUCCUUUCAGGCACAUCUAAUACAGGGCUGCCACAACUGCUCAGCACAACUCGGGAAUGGCCUUCAGAAAGAGUUUUCUUUGCUGCUCAUUCAUUCAUUCAUUCAACAAUCAUAUAUAUGUGUAAGUAUAAUGAUAUAUAAUAUAAAUACACAUAUUAUUAAUAAUCUGGACAGAGGGAAUGGCUCUGGUAUGUAUAGAAGGUGACAAAAAUGUGUGGCUAGAGGGGUUGGGUGCAUUAACAGUGGAAGGAAAGUUCAGAGUGACAAGCGAAAUCUCAUAGGGAUUUGCAGACAAGAAAUUUUAGAAGUAAAUGAUGCAGAGCCAUGAGAGAGUCUUUAAUGGGGGAUUGAUAAGAUCUAAUUUACUACUUACAUAUAAAGAGUUAUUACAUGACCAUGCGGUCAUAGGAAAUUCUUCUUAUGAACGACUGUAUUUUCCAAAGAUGGCCAUACCUAUGUAUGUAUCCCUUUCUAAACGUGCCUGAUAUGGUCUGGCUGUGUCCUCACCCAAAUCUCAUCUUGAAUUGUAGCUCUCACAAUUCCCAUGUGUUGUGGGAGGGACCUGGUGGGAAAUAAUUGAAUCAUGGGGGCAGUUUUCCCCAUACUGUCUUGUGGUAGUGAGUAAGUCCCAUGAGGUCUGAUGGUUUUAUAAGGAGAAACCUGUUUCACUUGGUUCUCAUUCUCUCUUUGCCUGUCACCAUGUAAGACAUGCCUUUUGCCUUCCACUGUGAUUGUGAGGCCUCCCCAGCCAUGUGGAACUGUGAGUUCAUUAAACCCCUUUUUCUUUAUCAAUUAAAAAAAAAAAAGAUAACACAUGGACAC
Molecule: messenger RNA, 17146 nt
Organism: Callithrix jacchus (white-tufted-ear marmoset)
Lineage: Eukaryota; Metazoa; Chordata; Mammalia; Primates; Cebidae
Gene: SLCO6A1
Product: solute carrier organic anion transporter family member 6A1
Biological process (GO): transmembrane transport; sodium-independent organic anion transport
Cellular component (GO): basolateral plasma membrane
Molecular function (GO): protein binding
Source: RefSeq, a predicted model, not a curated record